Phalacrocorax carbo (great cormorant) is the source of this 2753-nucleotide messenger RNA. The record is from RefSeq and is a predicted model, not a curated record. Lineage: Eukaryota; Metazoa; Chordata; Aves; Suliformes; Phalacrocoracidae.
GGAGGCGGGCGCGGCUUCCCCGCUCCCGUUGGCUAGCUCGCCGCUAUCCCCUCUCCCUAUUGGCCAGCGCCUCCGCCUACCUGUGUUGCGGUUGGCUGCGCCCUCGCCUCUCCCCUCUGUCAGCGUUAGUCUCGCCUCCUGAGCGGCUAACGUCACUGCAGUGGGGCGAUCGGGCGAUACGGUGACGUGAGUGCUUGGGGGCGCUGCCAUUGGCGGCGGCGGGGUGACGGGCGAUGUGGCGCGUGCUGCGCCGGGCCGUUGCUGUGGGCCCCUGCGGAGCCGCCGUCCCUGAGGGGAGCUGGUGCCGCCGUCGCUGCUGCCAGCCGCUCGCCUCAGCCGCCGGCCGGAGCGGGGGGAAGGCCCGGGCCCAGAGCGGCUGUGCGGAGUCUCAGAGAAACAACCCAAACCUUUCCAGCACCGUCACAUCCCGUCGCAACACUUGGCCCUGCGGUACAACAUUUGCUACCAUCACGAUGCCUGAAGUAAACACAGAUCACCUGGAUGAGCAGCAGGUGCAGCUCUUGGCAGAGAUGUGUAUCCUUAUCGAUGAAAAUGAUAAUAAGAUUGGGGCGGAUACCAAAAAAAACUGUCACUUGAACGAAAAUAUUGACAAAGGUUUACUGCACCGAGCUUUCAGUGUUUUCUUAUUUAAUACAGAAAAUAAACUGUUGCUGCAGCAGAGGUCAAAUGCAAAAAUUACAUUUCCAGAUUGUUUUACCAACACUUGUUGCAGCCAUCCUCUGAGCCAUCCGCUAGAACUGGAAGAAAAUAAUGCCAUUGGUGUUCGGAGAGCAGCACAGAGACGGCUGAAAGCAGAGUUAGGAAUUCCCAUGGAGCAGGUAACUCCAGAAGAAAUCUCCUACCUGACACGAAUUCACUACAAGGCCAAGUCUGAUGGGAUCUGGGGCGAACACGAGAUAGACUACAUCUUAUUUGUGCAGAAGGACGUAGCGCUGAAUCCUGACCCUAAUGAGAUCCAAAGCUACUGCUACGUGACACAGAAAGAACUGAAACAGCUCUUGGACAAAGCCGCCAAAAAUGAAGUUAAGAUUACUCCGUGGUUUAAGCUAAUUGCAGAGACCUUUCUUUUUAAGUGGUGGGAUAACUUAUCUAACUUGAACAAAUUUGUUGAUCAUGAAAAAAUACACAGAAUGUAAAAAAUAGCUGGGGUAGAAGAUGCUGAAAGCUAGCAGUGGUGUGUGGUCUCAUUAACGCUAUGGUAAUCCAUGACUCUCGAGUGCAGGAAAGUGUUCCGCCUGGAGCAUGUUUAAUAAGUAAUUCCAUACAGAGGUGGUUGUAGCCCAUGUUUUACUUUCUCUCUUCACCUCCGCUUCCCCCCAGCCUGGUUCCGCUUGGGUGAGUUAAGCUUGAUCUCGUGUAAGAUGGGUAACGGUAACAGAAGCCCCCAGGUUCUUCUUUCUCCAUUACCCCCGUGAUGUGGGAGACCCUCAGCGUGUCUGUGUGUGCACGCGCCCAGUUUGCUCUGACUUCCGUGCGUGCGUACGUGUGCUGGCAAGGCAGUUUGGGCGCCUCCCGUCCAGCGUGCUCCGUAGAGCUGGUACAGCGAUUCCCAGCCAUACAGGACUAUGCCUUCUAAAACAGGGAUUGCAAGAGGUUGAGCUCUGCAUUGAUGUUGAGAAGACUAGUUGCCUGAACAAAAAACCCAAGUAGUUCAAAGUAAUCAGGAUGAUUUUAAUUGCAGAAGGCAAAUCUCUCCAGCUACUGUACUCUAACCAAAUACACAAAAGCUGAAGUUAAUUGGACUGUCAGUGUGGACUGCAUUUCCCUUUGAAGUGCUGCACUGCGUGUCAUAGCUUUAGAUAAUAAACAUCGGGGGCUUUGCUUGGUUUUUUGCCCACUGCCCUUUUCUGGGUAGUUGAUGACCAAGUACUGGACAGCUCUUCUAAAAAAAAAAAAGUCGUAAAUUACAUGCAGUGUAAAUGGUACCUAUCUAAUCUGGGAAGUAGGCUGCCUUUGGAGAAGGGCUACUCAUUAAAUGGCUCUUCUCUGUCUCCCAAAAAACAAAGGCAUUUUUUUCCUACAACAUCUACUGUAAUAGUCAUUCCUGGACAACUCAAACCCCUUGAACUCCAGAAUUCAGGACUGACAAUUUAUGGGCUUACACCAGGUCUUAAUUUCAGUUAAUGAGAAAUUGUACCCUAGCAUAAGAGCCAGUCCUUUUUGAUGUUGCUGUCAAUUUCCAGUACCAAGAGUAAAAUGGAAGGCUUUUUUUUAAUAAGACAAAUAAUCAAGGGUGUCUCAGUUUGAUGUAGUUUUUUGGGUUUGUUUGGGAUUUUUUUCCCCCCAAAAAAGGUUAGUUGGGGUUUCUUAGCAGACUACUCCAUCUAGAUUUCAUAAGCUAACUUCUCCCAGAGGCGUCUUGAUGAAGCAGGGUGUUGUUCGUGCCACGUCUCCUUGCACUAAAGCAGGGCUGUCACUAGCCAGUGUCUGGUUUCAAGGUGACACUAAAUUUUUCCAGUGGUUAACAUGUUUCUCCUCCCCCUCACCACUGUGGCUGCAGGACUGAACCUUCCUGUGCCAGCACCUCCAGUGGUUCAACGCUCACAGGUUGUAGAGCCAAGUUCGUUGUACCUUGACCUGAUGUAUUGUCUUGAAGCAAAUAACGGUGAGAGAUCAGUAACAGCUCUCCUGAACUCAGUGCAACGUUACCCAAGUAAUGUAUUUGAGUCCUUUUUAAAUAUUUAAAAUACAAGAUUAUCUGUAAGAAAAUGAUUAAAAUACCUGACCUAAAA